ACAGGCUAAGCCUCUCUAGAGCUUUACAGUAAGGGAUGGUGGUGCUGCGGUUGCAUGUGUACUCCGAGGUGACAACAGGCUAUUUGGACGUUGAUAUUCCAGAAGAAUGGAGUUGCGGGCAAAUCAUGAAACAUUUGCUAGAAUGCGAAGGUCAAAUAUUUGCUGCAACGAACUACAACGACAUUUGUGGAAGGAAUUCGGUAACAUCUACACGUAGCUGUGACUGGUACCUUGCUGAGAAGUGGCAAGGCUACGAGCGUGUACUCUCAAGAGAUGAGAAGCCUGUUCAACUGCUGGACGAGUGGGGCUUGUCCAGGAAUGACGUGCAGUUGGUAGUUAGACCGUGUGGUUUCCAAAGAAAGGUGUCUUUUUCAGCACCCAAGUUUUGGAUCAGAGCAGAUGUUCAACAAAGAUCUUUUUCCAAGCUUACUGAUUCUGACCAGAAAGCUGUUGAUGACAGGCAGUUGGCAUCUUUAUCCAGACAGGGCCGAUGGUUAUCUGCACUGAGGCACUCAGUGCAAACACAUUUGCAGUCUCUCAGUAUGCUAGAAAAAAGAGAUGAAGUGAAAGAGUUAGGACACCAGCAACAAGCAUCUGAAGCAGAAGACCUUAAAACACUAAGAAAAGAAGUAACUGAACAACGAAAACUACUGGCAUCUUUGCAACAAGUCUUAGAUAUUGCUAAGAAACGCAAACAGGAGAACUCAGUGAAAGCAAAUUUGUUAAAGCAACUUCGCCAGAAAUCUAUUUUUGUUCACAAAAAGUUGCAGCACACACAGGAGCACAUAAAGGUAUUGAACCAAAAGCUGGAACAACUGCCAGACAAUGGUGACAAGAAUCAAAAAGGAACAGAAACAGAAUCUGUUUUGCACGGGAAACAGGAAGAAUUAAAGCAGCUGGCACAAGAGCUACAGCUUCGGGAAAUAAUCCAUGAGCAACAAGACAAAAAGCUGCGUAAACUGAAAGAUGAUCUUAGGGAGAAAGUGCAGGAAUUGAACCAGUUGGAAGAUCAAGUCAAUCGACUUACAGAACAGCUCUCUUUCACAGUCACUCCUGCUCAAGAAAAUGUCUUUUCAGCUGUCCAGAGUGUGAUGGGUUUAGAAAAGUCAGGCUUUUCUUCAAUUGUGGGGAAUACUAAGCUCCAUAAUGCAAAGUCAACAUUUGAACCAGGCAAAGAGACGAAGUUAUGUAAGACCAAUGAUGAUUGCCAUAACAAGGUGCCUUUGAAGAUAACCAGUAGUUGCAGCUCUGAACACGCAGAUACACCAGAAGCUGUUCUAAAAUUACUGGAACCAAGUGUUGUGCCAAUCCCAAAAGAAUCUCUUCGAGUUCCUUUGAGACGUCGAGGAUCUCUUUCUAUGACCUCUUCUUCUGUUCAUUACCGACAUCCUCUGGAUCUUUCAAGAAGUAUUUCUGAUGCUGGUGUUGGUCUCUUCAAUUAUUCUGCUUGUAACAAUGUGAGGUCUUCUAACUUGGACACAUCAGUUUCAACUUUGAUUGGAGAACUCCAAGAAAUGUUGCCACAUGAUGCAGUUGGUGCUAAGAAGAGCAAUAGUGAAGCUACUGAAAUUGACAACCAACAGGAAGACUCAUCAUUACAAAGGAACAAACACCCAUCUCCUUCUAUUCUGCCUAAAGAACAACAUCAAGAUCUAUUUGAGCAGAAGACAGUCAAUAAGUGGCUACGAGGACAUCGGAGUGCAAGUCGGUUGAAGGGAGCCCAUGGUGUUAAUAGUUUCUGGAAAGGUCAAAGGGACAAAAGAGGAGUUUCAUUUGAACCUCUAGCUUUACUGCUGAAUGCUGCCUUGGAGGGAGAACUGGAUUUGGUCAAAGAGUGUAUUGAAAAGGUAGAAGAUUCAAGCAAAUGCAAUGAAUAUGGCGUGACAGCACUGCAUAAUGCUGUGUGUUCGGAAAGGAAAGAAGUCGUCAGUUAUUUAAUUGACGUUGGUUGCGAAGUGAAUGCUUCAGAAGUUGAAGGAUGGACACCACUCCAUUUGGCGGCAGCAUCACUCAACUUGGAGAUUAUUCGAAUCUUGAUUCAGAAUGGUGCAUCAGUGUUUGCAACUACUGCAGAUGGAGAUUCACCUUUGGAUGUUGCUGUUGAUGAACUCAGUGAAGAUGACUUUGAGCAAGGCGUUGACAAUGAUUGUAUUAAAGCAAUUAGAGAAGCACAAGUUCAUCUUGGAACACGAAAAAGUGGUCGAGUAUUUGCACUUUACAACUACAAUGCCAUGUCUGAUGAUGAACUAAAUUUUCAAGUAAAUGAGGAGCUAACAGUAGUACGUAGAGGAGAUGACCUUGAAGAUGAAUGGUGGUGGGUAGCCAACAAGCAGGGCAUUGAAGGUUAUGCUCCUCGAAACUAUUUAGCGUUGUACCCUAGGCGAUUCAAAUGUGUUUGAGAUUUUGCAUUGAUGAAGAACCUGUUGAGAGUACAGCUACUUGUGGUGACAUAAUUAACUGUUGACUGAUAACUGUAAAUGGUGGCAUUGCAGCUAUGAAUAAUAGACAGGUUUCUCUGCUUGCUGUAAGUUCAUCAGAUGCUGCGUGCAGUUUACUGCAAGUCUUGCAAUGGUUCUGAACUAUAAAUUAUUAAGUUCAAUAAACCUAACUUUUGUUAAUUGGCGUUGAUCUAGUUCUUAGUCCAUUGUGGGAUUGCUCAUUAAGAGUUUGAAUGGGUGCAAGAUGCCUAUGUACACAAUGGACAGGGUCUGCACGGGAGGGCUGGAGGUUAGGCAGACUCAGUCAAUGAUUUCGUUAUAGUGUAUUGAUAUUGAAUUCUAAUG
Corticium candelabrum is the source of this 2783-nucleotide messenger RNA. RefSeq lists its product as uncharacterized. The transcript has 14 exons. Gene Ontology annotation, molecular function: p53 binding. Gene Ontology annotation, cellular component: nucleus. Bases 36 to 2399 code for a protein of 787 amino acids. NCBI's taxonomy places the organism in Eukaryota, Metazoa, Porifera, Homoscleromorpha, Homosclerophorida, Plakinidae. The record is from RefSeq and is a predicted model, not a curated record. Gene Ontology annotation, biological process: regulation of apoptotic process.